Euleptes europaea (tarantolino) is the source of this 2211-nucleotide messenger RNA. RefSeq names its product E3 ubiquitin-protein ligase TRIM7-like. Gene Ontology annotation, molecular function: protein binding; zinc ion binding. The coding region runs from base 1 to 2211 and encodes 736 amino acids. The record is from RefSeq and is a predicted model, not a curated record. The transcript has 11 exons. Lineage: Eukaryota; Metazoa; Chordata; Lepidosauria; Squamata; Sphaerodactylidae.
AUGGCUACCGGGGAUCCCGUCCAAGAGCUCUGCGAGGAGCUCGCUUGUCCCAUCUGCCUGGAGCAUUUCGAGGACCCGGUGAUGCUCACCGAGUGCGGCCACAAUUUCUGCCGCGCCUGCCUGACCCAGAGCUGGGGGGCAUCUGGGGCAGAGGCUCCCUGCCCUGUGUGCAAGCAGACCGUCCAACCGGGGAGCCUCCGGCCGAAUCGGCAGCUGGCCAACGUGGUCGAAAUAGCCAAGAAACUCAGUCUGCAGGAGAGAAACGGGGGCGCAGCAAAGAAGGAAGAAGCCAAGGAGAGGAUUUGUGCCAAACACCGGGAGCCCCUGAAACUUUUCUGCCAAACGGAUGGCAUCCUCAUCUGCACGGUCUGUGACAGAUCCAAGGAGCACAAACACCACGAGGUCGUUCCUGCCGAGGAAGCUUCCCAGGAGUACAAGGAUGUCAGAAGUACCCUGCAGAGGUGUGAGGAGAUGGAGAACUUUAAGAAUCCAAAGGCUUUCCCUUCCGAACUGAAACGGAGGCUCCAGGGCUGUUGUGAUAUCGGUCCAUUCCUGGCUGGUGUCAUAAAGCAAUUCAAAGCUAAUGUGACUCUGGAUCCAUCCGCAGCUAGUACCACCGCUAAUGCCAUGCUCAUCCUGUCUGAUGAUCGAAGAAGCAUUACAUGCCAAAGUAAAGACCUGAUUGAAGAUCCUGAGAGUUCCUGGAAAUCGAAACUGAACUGUGCAACUCUCCCGGCCGUCGGGGCAGCCAUGGCUGCCGGGGGUCCCGUCCAGGAGCUUCGCGAGGAAGUCUCUUGCUCCAUCUGCCUGGACAAUUUUAGGGAUCCGGUGAGCAUUGCCGAGUGCGGGCACAAUUUCUGCCGAGCCUGCCUGAUGCACAGCUGGAGGGAGUCGGGGGCAGAGGCUUCCUGCCCCCAGUGCAGAGAAACAGCCCAGCAAAGGAAUCUGAAGCCCAAUCGGCAGCUGGCAAACGUGGUAGAAAUUGCCAAGAAGCUCAGUCUGCAGGGGGAGGGCGGGGCAGAAAGGAAGGGGGUGGAAGGAAAGGAGGGCACUUGCGAGAAGCACCAGGAGCCCCUGAAGCUCUUCUGCAAGGAUGACCAAGCCCCCAUCUGCGUGGUCUGCGACCGAUCCAAGGAGCACCGAGAUCACCAGGUCGUUCCAGUGGAAGAAGCUGCCCAAGAGUACAAGGAUCAAUUUUCUGACCGUCUCAAGCUUCUGACGACGGAGAGAAAAAAAUGUUUCGCACACACACUGGAUAUAGAGGGGGAAAGCCAAGACCUGCUUAAGCAAACAGAACCUGAGCGGCAGAAGAUCGUGGAUGAGUUCAGAAAAAUGCAUGAGUUCCUGGAGGAAAAAGAGAAGGUUCUCCUGGCCCAGGUGGAAGAGGUGGAGAAGGAGAUUGCAAGAGAAAAGUACAAGCACCUGGCCAGGCUCUCCAAGGACUACUCCUGUCUUGAAAGUCUCAUCCGGGAGAUGCAGGAGAAGAUUCAGCAGCCAGCAACUAAAUUUCUACAGGAUGCCAGAAGCACCUUGCAGAGGUUUCAGGAUAAGCAGAAGACUGAGAAUCCAAUGCCUUUCCCUCCACUGCUCAAGCAGAGGAUCCAGGACAUCUGUGACAGAAACCACUUUCUGAAGGUUAAUCUGAAACAGUUCAGAGACACUUUGGUAUCUGGACUUCAGCGGCAGAAAGCUGCAAAUGUGACUCUGGAUCCAGACACGGCCCAUCCCAAACUCAUCCUCUCUGACUAUAGGAAAAGCAUGAGAUUAGGAAGUGAAGCUCAAAAUAUGCCUGACAAUCCUGAAAGAUUUGAUGUCUGGCCUUUUGUGCUGGGACGUGAGGGAUUCACAAGAGGCCAACAUUUCUGGGAAGUCAUUGUGGGAAGGGAGGAAAUAUGGGCUGUGGGGGUGGCCAGAAAAUCAGUGAGGAGGAAGGGCGAUGUUGUCUUUAGUCCUGAGGGAGGGAUCUGGGCAUUGGCGAGCUGGGCAGGUGGGUACUGGGCUCUCACUCACCCUCGGGAACAUCGUCUGUCCCUGAGUGGGGUGCCCAAAAUGAUCCGAGUGUCUCUGAACAACGAUGAGGGGCGGGUGGCCUUUUUUGAUGCUGAGAGAGAAACCCUACUCUAUGAGUAUUCAGAUGCCUCCUUCUCUGGAGAGACCAUUUUCCCAUUCUUUUGGGUGUGUUUAAAUGCCUACCUCAGACUCUUUCCUUAA